AGAAGAACCUUUUCUGUUUAAAUGGUUCCAUAAAGAACCUUUCUGUUUCACUCUCUCCUCCAGCCCAUGCUUUUCUUCAGCAUGUUAAUCAAUAACAAGAAGUACUUUACAUUUGUGCAGAAUUUGUUUGCAUUGCUUUCAAUUUUGCAUUACAUCAAUUAUGUCGUCUUUGCAUGAAUUUGUCUACUGGUGUAUUUAUUGCUGUGUUGUCAAAAGCAUCAAUCUCAAUCUGUCUUUAGCAAAGAUGAAGAUUCUGCUCUCUUUCCUUCUACUGGCUGCUCUUAGUGAGCGAGUCUCAGCCCUGAUUCGGGAACACAUUUAUGUGGAUGUUAACAUAAACUGGUUUGAAGCUCAGACAUACUGCAGGACACACUAUUAUGAUUUAUCCACCUUUAGCAGUGAAGAGGAGUAUUUAGGGUUCUUGGACACAAAAGGAUAUCUACGCUUUGGUUGGAUCGGCUUGUACAAGGAAAAAGAUGCAUCAAAAUACAAACAGUCUGAUGGUAACCCAAUAACAUACACACUGCUGACAAACAUUAGUAAAGUUAAUUAUGACCAGUGUGUGUAUGUCUACGACAAUCUGGGGUUCUGGGAUGUUGCGGAUUGCUUAGAAACCACGUUGCCGAUGUUUUGCUACAGAGUGCCAGAUCUGAUCUUAGUAAAAGAGAAUAAAAGCUGGGAGGAUGCAUUGGAGUACUGCAGGCUUCACUACAUUGACCUGGCCAGCCUGACCUCACUCACUGAUUUGCUCACGGCUAAAAAAAUUGUGAAUACAGCUGCAGUUAAUGUCUGGACAAGCUUGCGGUUCCUCGCCGGACUUUGGUUCUGGGCAAAUGGUGACACUUUGGACAGUCAGAUGUCGUUGCCUUCAUGUCCCAUCUCCCCAAAUCACUGUGGAGCUCGAAACUUCAAGACUAAUAGCUGGGAGUUUCAAGACUGUGACAAGAAACUCUAUUUCUUCUGCUAUACUUAGAAAUCUACAGAUGAUGUUGCUGUCGCUACAGACAAUAGUAACACUUAAGUUUAGUCAGGAUAGACUCCCAAAAAGUGCAAUGUAACAUUUUCAUGUUUGUUAAAUACAUGAUCUUUGCCAUUGGGUUUUUGGUGAAUCUAUCUUAAAGUUUGUGACUUGUGUCUCAUGCUAUUUAUGUGCAGCAUAUUCUGUCAUUUUUAAAUGUGUGUAAUUUAAUUUUCCAAUUUCUGUUAUUAUUUUGAUAUAUUUAUAGUUUUUCGGUCCUGUUGUAAAAAGCUUUACAGAAAUAAAUUUCAAUAUGUUGCCAUAUGAAUGCUUUAUCAGUUCAAAUAUUAGGAGUAUGUAGAGAAAACCUUUACAGUAGGGUGCAUUACAAUAGGGACAUUAAUAUGCAGAUUAGUAGAUUAAUGUGCGCUGUUUAAACAGUUUACAUUUCGAUUUUUUUUCUCCAGCGUAAAAUUUAAGAUAGAAAAUAUAUUAGCUUUUUUGUGUUUAAUGUCAUUCUUCGGAUAUUGUCUUAAUAAAGAUCAGCUCUGUCAGAUUGGGAACUUUGUAAUUAUGUAGUUCUAUCACACU
This is a messenger RNA of Misgurnus anguillicaudatus (oriental weatherfish), 1549 nucleotides long. NCBI's taxonomy places the organism in Eukaryota, Metazoa, Chordata, Actinopteri, Cypriniformes, Cobitidae. The record is from RefSeq and is a predicted model, not a curated record.